Moneuplotes crassus is the source of this 2433-nucleotide messenger RNA. Lineage: Eukaryota; Ciliophora; Spirotrichea; Euplotida; Euplotidae. The record is from the annotation of a GenBank genome assembly.
AUGAACGCUGUUUUCUUCCAAAAUACUCAGGUGAAGGAGAAAGAAAUAUUCCAGCCCAGAAAGGACUUGUUAGAAACUAUCCUGGAGACACCUCAACAUAGUAAGGAGGAGCAAAGGUAUGUCCUGAUGUAUGCCUUCUGGCUUAUUGAGAGGUUGAUGAGUGACCCUGCGCAUUUGGAAUCAAUCAUGGACCUUGCAAUAAUCUUUAAUUCCUUCCUUGACGUUGCUUUUCAACCGUAUAUAAUCAGUAACACCUACGGGCAGGAGCAGAUGAUUGAGAAUAAGGCUGUACAGUAUUUUGGUCAAGAAGACUCGUUGAAAAUUAUAUCUAUUACUCCAGAUCAACUUGCAAGUAAUAAGUUAUUCCGAUCAGCUCAGAUUUUGGAAAACAAUAAUCUCACUCCAAGGGGAAGAAAGAAAGAACAAAAUAUAAGAGUGGUCAAAAACCUUAUACAAAAAGAAAAUCUUCUCAAGCUAAACAGCUUGCUUAACUAUUGGGACGUGAUCUCUAUAGUUUUUGGAGAACUUGAUACUUGAAGAUUUACUUCCUUCAGCUAUGCUGGAGCAAAAGACUGGAAUGAAAAGGCUAUUGGAUGGCUUCUCCUUCUAAUAACCCAAACUAGCAAUAUUCUUAGCGUAUUUGAGACCUUGUACUCACUUGAUUUCAUUGAAGAAACUCUAUAUAAUUCUAAUAAUAGCUAUAUUAGCUGCUGAAAGCAGCCAAUCUUGGAGAUCGCCAGAAUUGUAAACUCGAUUGAUUUAGAAAUAAGCAUCAGAAUAGUCAAAGAUUUCAAUAAGUAUAAAAUAGACAGUGCUUCACAGAAGGAAAGCUUUAAUCAAAACAUACUUCAGCAAGAAGCCAUAUUGUCUUCUCUUGGGAGGGAUCAAGAAAGCCCAGAUAGCCCAGAAUCUUGCAGUACUCAGGAGCAUCAUGAUUCUCAUUCAGCAGGAUCAAAUUCUAAUAAUAUCGAGGAAGAAAAAAAUGGUAGUAAUGAACAUGAAUCUAAAGAAGUUACCUCUGAGCAGGAAAAUCAUUUUAAACAAAAUGAGUCAUCCCCUGAAAUCAACCUUAGAAAAUCCCAUUAUCAAUCUGAGUCACCACUAGAAGAAAACAAACAAGACGAUAACUGAAGUCUUAAUUCUAUUAACAGGACAAGAAUUACCAUAGAGUUAUCAAGUGAGGACGAAGUGAAUAUUCAAAGCCUUGAUCAGAGCUCUCAGAUUAAUCACGAAGAAUCCCCUUCUCAGAGCUUUAAUUUUAUGCCUCAAUGACAUGCUGAUGAUGAUGAAAUUGAUAGGUUAAAACUAAAGAACUAUGAUUCAACUCAAGAAAACUCUCUAGUAAAGCACUUGAAACAAAGGCAAAGGAGACACAAAAAUGGCAAUCCAAAAGGUUCUCCAACCCAAUACCCAACGAGGGUUGCUGCUCAGGAAGACUUCAAACUUCUCACUCAUACUCUAUCUCCAAUGAAGAAGACAAGAAUUCUAAAAUCUCAGAGCAAGUCAAGAAGAAGCUCUAGACAGAACUCUCGUUCGAACUCUCGAAUAGCUACACCUAUUGCGAGUAAGAGGCCAAGAAGGUUAACUAAGACUGAAAAGUUUUAUAAAAAUGCGAUGCUCGAUGAAAUCAGGACGUACAUAUUUUCUCUCUAUCGCUACAAAAGUUUCCAGAAAUCUCACCAAAAGAGGAUCAAAGAGAAAGCCGGAGUGAAGUCGUUCAAGAAGAUCCUCAAAAAUGACCAAUGAGCAGAAUGCCUGAAGAAACUUGAAGUUAAGAAGGAUUUCCUAGCAAACGUCAAUCCAUACACUUGGUUCACAAAGAAAGAUCAUUCUACCUGUCAUUUGUGACAUAAUUUGAUCUGAAAAGACUGUCUCAGUGAGAGAAGAGCUGUCGUUCCUGUUUAUUUAUACUUGCAGGGGGAUAUAAAGCCUAAAGAAGUCUGAAAAAGAGGUUAUAAGUUUUUAGAGCAAUUCAAAUACAUCAAAAUUACCUCUAAAGAUGCUAAGUUUAUGAAAAAUAGACAGCUUAAAAACUUUAUGGCUGCCAGAGAUCAAUUAAAUAGAUUGUUUGAUCUUCUCAGUGAAUAUUGAUUUGAAGAAUUCCUCUCAGAAGUAGAUGAGUAUAAAAAUUUGAUCUUAAAGAACUGCUAUCUCACAAAUUACCAGGUGAGGCUUCUCAGUAGUGGAAAACUAACACCAGUAAUAAAAUCAACAAUCCUUAAAAUCCAAUCUCACAUCCCAGAAUGCAAAAAUUGCUUCCAAAGACCCAAAAAAUGCCCAUUUUGAGAAGACGAGACAAAGCUCAUCAAGACUUAUGAUUUAAAAAAUUCCAAGCUCUGCUUCAGUUGUCAAAAUGUCUUCCAUCCGGACUGAAUCAAACAGCACGAAGCAAUGUGCAACAUUAAUAUCUCUCAGUAUUAAAUUCAAUUAUUA